AUGUCAUCUGAAAUGACAGAAGAAGAGUAUAAUCUACAAGAGGUCUGGGAUAGAGUAUGUGCGUCUUUUGCACAGACAACAAAGAUUGAUCUUACCACAAAGCCAAAGUACUCAGUUGACCAAGUCCUUGAACAAAUUCGGGCAAAGCAGAGUGGGGAUGACGAACAAAACAGCAAAUACAGGGCUGCUAAAGAUGUUAUUCAAAAGACUUUGAAAUUUGUCACCGUACUUGGAGGUAUCGCCGCCCAGGGCGCGAGCAUGGUAUUCGCUCCGAGCAGCCUUUGCUUCAACGCAAUCUCCUAUCUGAUAGAUACCGGCGCGAAAUAUAAGAGAAUCUUCAGCAGCUUGGCCAACCUGUUUCGCCGCAUAUCUGACGUCCUGGAACGGUGCAAAAUAUAUCUGCGUUUGCCUCCAAACACGAUUGACAUAUCCCUCCGCAGAAUCAUCAAUGACGAGUUGCUGUGUUUUGUCGACAUCUGCGCCCUUUCCAUCAAAGUUCUCAGUGGGAACAAAGUUUUGACGGCGCUAAAAGUUUUCGCUUUCGAUAGCGACGAGGGAGUCAGCGGACAAUUAGCUCGCCUUGCUAUGUUGGUUGAACGCGAAACUCAAAUGCGGGCGACUCUCGGAUUCGAGUUGCAGAUAACCAGUAUGAGGGGCAUUAUCGAUAUUAGCGAGGGUAACAGGAAAAUCAGCGCGUCGGUGGAUAAGAUGAUUAGCCUCCAGGAGAAGAAAGAAGCUGAAAGGGCUGAGAAGAAGGUCUUGGAUGAUAUCGAUGCCAGUCUCGAUACACCCAGCGUUACUCAAGAAACCCUCCAAAAGAAUCACAAGCGCAUUUUGGGGGAAAGGGUUAAAGGAAGUGGAGAAUGGCUCCACAAGAAUGUUCUCUAUACUUCCUGGGCGCACGGUCUUGAACAAGGCUUUUCAAUCUUGGGUAUCUCGGGGGCGCAAGGUCGUGGCAAGUCGUUCUUAUUCGCGACUAUCGUUGAACGCCUUCGACAAACAUCUUCCCAGAUUGGAGAAAAUCUCACAUGCACAUCAACUGCCUACUACAAUUUUGGGUCACAAAAUCAAGAAUCAUCUCUGAUAAAUGCCUUAAAGGUGCUCGCGUGGCAGAUUGUCAAGACAGAUAUCGUUUACCGGAAAGACUUGAGCUCUGUGGAGACAGAUGGUAUCGACGAAAUUGCGACUAUGUGGAACACUCUCUUUGCAAAGUCAUAUAAGAGCGAUUCCACCUUUAUCCUCAUGCUGGAUAGCAUCGAACUGAUGAAUCAGAAUCACUUCAAGGGGUUUGCUCAGCUUCUAGCAGAACUGCAGGUUAUAUCUUCGACUUGGUCUAAAUUCAAACUCCGUAUCUUGUUGUCUGGAAGAUGUGAGUCCGUCAGCAAGCUCCGAAUUCAAAUUGGAGGCGGGAUUUCAGUCAUAGACGUGGCCUCUCAAAACAAAGAUGAUAUGGGAAAGUUCAUUGACCACCGUCUCGACAAAAUGAGUAUCCUUAAAGGCUUAUCGGACCCUGUUCUUGAUCUUCGGCGGGACAUAUUACAAUGUCUUACUACAGAGACUUCUGGUGACUAUGUCAAUGUCAGCCUUCUCCUGCAUGAGAUCAGUGGAAAGCAACGCCCGAGUGAGAUUAGGAAUAUUUUGUCUCGAUCUGGUGGGAAGCGCUCCGAUACUAUUGCGCGAAAGAUUGAGCUACUAAACGAAACCCUUAGCGACGAGGACAUCUCUGACCUCAACGAAAUCCUCACUUGGACAGUGGUUGCAAGUAGACCUCUAAGUCUCGCAGAGCUGGAAGCUGUUCUAUUUGCCAAAAAUAGAGAAGCGUCUCUCCGCCCACUCGCGGAGAAGAUUAUGGACCGGUAUUCCUCAAUGCUUCGAAUAAUGGGUGAGCCGCACCCGAUAUCUCACAUCAUUCCACGAACCUCCAAGGUCGUGUUAAUUUCUGACUCAAUCAAUGAUUUCUUACGUGCAAAUGGAAGGAUUGAGAUGACCUCCGAUGUUCAUGGCAGCAUCAGUACUGAGAACGUCAAUGAAUUCGAGGUCAGAAUCGUCCGGAGAUUCUUAGAGUCCGUCUGUGACUCCACUUUGUUCAGCAAAUUUGGAUUCGAUGAUUUCUUUCAACAGAAGCUCAUAGGAAAAGCCGGCAAGAUUGGGAUUGAGAUUGAAAGCGCUCAUCUGAGGGUAGUUUCAACAUGUUUGAAGACCUUUCUCCCGCCAACGACACCAAAUCUAGCUCCUUUGCUCCCUUUUGCGAUUGAUUCCCUUGCCUAUCAUCUUAAGCAAGCUGACCUUUCGUUGGUUCAGCCUCAAUACAAAGCAGCAAUUGGACCAGAUUUGGUCAGGCUUUUUACAGAUGAGCAGGCAAUCACAAUAUGGUGGGAGGCUAUUUGGAAGUGCUACGAUCCGUCUCCACAUCUUGCUUGGAUCCUCGAAGACGACAACACAGAAGCUGUGUUAAGGUGGCUACGGGACUCUGCAGUCAGCAAGAGCUUAUCCGACCAGCAAUCUCAAUGGGUAAGCUCACUCACUUCUAAAUAUGAGCCCGACGCAGACGUUCUUGAUCAUAUAUCCAAGAUACUGGCACGCCAAUGGCUGCAGCAGGGACUGAGAGAGCAGGCGCGGCCUUUCAUUGCGGUUAAUGGAAUUCAAACAAAGAUCGAGAACAGGAAAAAUCCCCAAAUCGAAAGAUCAACGGCUUGGCCCGGACAAGCAGCUUUCGACACGGAUCAAAUCCUUUCUACGGCUGCUUGGGCUCAGUCGCAACUUGGACUAGAUCAAUUGAAAUACAUUGACCACAUUCAUAUAGCGCAGACAAUGCAAUUUUUUGACAAUCAUGAGGGGGCCAUUGAGCGAUUCAAACUUGCAUCAUCGCUCGAACCGCAUAGUUCUUACUCGCUAUUGUGUCUAUCGGAAUGCUAUGCUGAGCUAGAUGAGUACGAACUGGCGAUCGAAGUCUCUGAAAGUGCAAGAAAAGCUGUUUUAUCCUCUGACCCUGAGGGUUGCUCGGAGAAACUUGAUGGUAUAGAUGCGAACUUGGCCGAAUGGUAUGCACGAAAGGAUGAUCAUCCUGACCGAGGAAUCGCGAUAUACGAGGCCAUGCAACAUAGAAAUCCAGGAAACGAUAGGGACCAGGCCUCGGGUCUAAUUGCUCUAUACCAUAAAGCUAGAAGACAUGAUACUAUCCUCGAAUUCAUGCAAUCACUGAAGGACACCACGGAUGAUGUAACAGGGGAAACUCUUCUGGUACAGACGUUUUUCUCUUUCCGAAGCAAAUUCCAUAGCGCAAUGUUUGCAUUGGUGCAAUCCGGGAUCGGUCGUGAUAUUAUUCUCGAAGGCUACGAGGCGGCCAUUCUUGCAGCCGAGACUCAGGCUGCGGAGUGCCAAAAGCUAGGAGAAGAAUUCGAUCUGACAAACGAAGCCUUUCUCCACCAUCAACUCGCAUUUCUUUGCUAUUGGAAUGAUAAAGACGAUCCAGAAAGACGAAAACUCGCCAUCGAACGAUGGCUGCAUCUGCUAGAGAUGGAUGAAGCAUCUGACGAUUUGAUGCUUGGAGACAUCAAGACAUGCGCUCUUUCCGGGCUCACAAGAGCAUACUUCAACGAAGCCCUUGGUGAUAAAGAAAAUGCCUCUUUUUAUCUGGACCAAAUGAGCCAGCUUGCCACGUUCACACGCAUUCCCGACCACCGGUACUCGAUGCGUGACGGGACGUAUCCAACACAACUCAUUGCACGAUACUAUGUGUUGCAGGGGGAUGAAAAACGUGCAAUGGAUACCCUCCGAGGGAACAUUAAGCUCAGCCUUGAUCUUCUCUCGGAUGACGAUCCAUUGAAUGACUGGCAGGGAUAUGAAGGGUUGGCGGUAAAUCUCAUGUAUGCUGGUCAAGACGCUGAUUGCCUGGCAGCAUGGUCUUUAAUCACACCGGAGAAAAGCAUAGAAGUGGGAGAGAUCCCAGAAAAUACUCCCAGUGGCCUCUGCGUAACUGGUGCGAUGGAGGCUGUGAAACCCACUGGGAGUUCUCAGAUGAUAUGUAUGUGUCUUCGCAGGGGGGACAUGGACGUUUUGGUCUGCGAUAAAAACCAUGAUAUGAUGCAUGUUCCAGCAUAUGAUCUAAGCGAACGCCAAAGCGUUGGAGAUGGAAAUGUUAGAGUUGGUGAAAGGAUUGUGAAGAUUGACGAUUGGGUUCAUCAAAUCAGAGAAAGAUGGGGCAUACUGGGAUAG
Penicillium verhagenii is the source of this 4215-nucleotide messenger RNA. RefSeq lists its product as uncharacterized. The record is from RefSeq and is a predicted model, not a curated record. Gene Ontology annotation, molecular function: protein binding. The transcript has 4 exons. The coding region runs from base 1 to 4215 and encodes 1404 amino acids. NCBI's taxonomy places the organism in Eukaryota, Fungi, Ascomycota, Eurotiomycetes, Eurotiales, Aspergillaceae.